AUGGCGACCAACGUGCCGACGGUUUGCCCCGCACCCAUGAAGGCGACAUCAAAUGGUUCUUUCCAAGGUGAGAACCCGCUGGAUUACGCGCUUCCCCUCGCAAUCCUUCAGAUAUGUCUGGUCGUGGCGUUUACGAGGUUGCUUUCCUUCCUUCUUAAACCCCUCAGACAACCAAGAGUUAUUGCUGAGAUUAUUGGAGGUAUCCUGCUUGGGCCCUCUGCGUUGGGGCGAAGCGAGAAGUUUCUGCACACAGUGUUUCCGGCAAAGAGCAUGACGGUGCUGGAUACGCUGGCCAACAUUGGGUUGCUCUUCUUCUUGUUUUUAGUGGGUUUGGAGCUUGAUCUCCGCGCCAUCCGUCGCACCGGUAAGAAAGCCCUGGGAAUAGCCGUCGUCGGAAUCAGCCUCCCCUUCCUGCUGGGCAUAGCUACCUCCGUUGUUCUGCGUGCCACCGUCUCCAAAGGAGUCAGCCAAGGCCCUUUCAUUAUCUUCAUGGGUGUCUCCUUAUCCAUCACCGCCUUCCCUGUCCUCGCCCGCAUUCUGGCCGAGCUCAAACUCCUCACCACCGACGUCGGCCGCAUGGCAAUGUCUGCGGCCGCCGUCAACGACGUCGCCGCCUGGAUUCUGCUAGCCCUCGCCAUCGCUCUCUCCGGCGACAAGACAUCCUCCCCCCUCAUCCCCCUGUGGGUCCUCCUCUGCGGUGCUGCGUUUGUUGGGUUUGCAGUCAUAGCGGUGAGGCCGGUGCUAGGGGUGAUGGCCCGUCGGUCCCAGGAGGGGGAGCCGGUGAGGGAGCUGUACAUAUGCAUCACCCUGUCCGUGGUUCUGGCGGCGGGGUUCCUGACGGACACCAUCGGAAUACACGCGCUGUUUGGGGCAUUCGUGGUGGGAAUAGUGAUGCCAAAGGAAGGGCCGUUCGCGGGGGUGUUGAUAGAGAAGAUAGAGGAUCUUGUAUCGGGGCUGUUGUUGCCGCUUUACUUCAUCUCCAGUGGGCUGAAGACCAACGUGGCUACCAUCAGCGGAGCGGAGUCAUGGGCUUUGUUGGCUCUUGUUAUAUUCACGGCUUGCUUUGGCAAGAUUGUUGGGACCUUGACGGUGUCAAUGAUGUUAAAGAUGCCUGUCAGGGAGGCAGCAGCACUCGGAUUUCUCAUGAACACCAAGGGCUUGGUGGAGCUCAUCGUCCUUAACAUAGGCAAGGACCGCAAGGUUUUGAAUGACCAAACUUUCGCCAUCUUGGUGCUAAUGGCAUUAUUCACCACCUUCAUCACUACCCCAAUUGUGAUGGCUGUAUACAAGCCUGCUAGAAAGGUAGGACCAUACAAGCACCGGAGCGUGGGCCGCAAAGACUUGGAAACAGAGCUGCGUCUGUUGGCCUGCUUCAACAGCACACGGAACAUACCCGGCAUGAUCAAUCUGAUAGAGUCAUCUCGGGGGACCCGACGCCGAGCUCGCCUCUGCGUGUACGCCACGCACUUGAUGGAGCUGUCUGAGAGAUCUUCGGCAAUCUCAAUGGUUCACCAAGCCCGCAACAAUGGGCUGCCUUUUUGGAACAAGAAACGCGACACCAAAGAUCAAAUGGUGAUUGCGUUCGAGGCGUAUCAGCAGCUAAGCAGCGUGUCGGUGCGUCCCAUGACGGCCAUCUCAUCCCUGGACAGCAUUCACGAAGACAUUUGCACCAGCGCCCACCAGAAGCGGGCUGCCAUGAUUCUACUCCCCUACCACAAGCACCAGCGUCUGGACGGCCUUAUGGAAUCUUUGGGCCACUCCUUCCGCCUUGUGAACCAGCGGGUACUCCAGCAGGCCCCCUGCUCCGUCGGGGUUCUGGUGGAUCGGGGCUUGGGAGGCACCUCCCAGGUCUCCUCCAGCCACGUCUCCUAUGCAGUGGCUGUGCCCUAUUUCGGCGGACCCGACGACCGCGAAGCUCUUGCUUUCGGGCUCAGGAUGGCGGAGCACCCAGGCAUUAUGUUGACAAUCGUAAGGUUCGUGCAGCAGGCCGCUAGUGAUAAAUCCAACGAUGAGGUGUUCUUCGCGGACCUGAUGGCGAAUAUUGCCAGCAAUAAUAAUAUGAAUGAUAAUGAUAAUAAUCAGGAGUCAUCAACGAUGCCAUCGAUGUCAUACGAGGAAAGGGUAGUAGGAGGAGGCAAGAGUGAUGAGGCGGAGAUUGUGACGACAGCAUUGAAGUCGAUGAGCAAGUGCAAUCUGUUCCUUGUGGGACGAACGCCGCAAACAGCGCCGCAGCCGCUCUCGACGUCGUCGCACAGAAGUGAGUGUCCGGAACUGGGGCCGCUUGGGAGCUUUUUAGCAUCCUCCGACUUCUCCACCACUGCGUCGGUUUUAGUGGUUCAGCGUUAUGACCCUGCCGCCGCCCUUCGGCACCCACUUGUAGUGGAGGAGCAAACUGAUGAGGAUCAGGAUGUCCCAGACACACCGGUGUGA
Messenger RNA from Malania oleifera, 2430 nucleotides. RefSeq names its product cation/H(+) antiporter 19. The record is from RefSeq and is a predicted model, not a curated record. Lineage: Eukaryota; Viridiplantae; Streptophyta; Magnoliopsida; Santalales; Ximeniaceae. The coding region runs from base 1 to 2430 and encodes 809 amino acids. Gene Ontology annotation, cellular component: endomembrane system; membrane. Gene Ontology annotation, biological process: regulation of pH; proton transmembrane transport. The transcript is spliced from 4 exons. Gene Ontology annotation, molecular function: antiporter activity.